Medioppia subpectinata is the source of this 2959-nucleotide messenger RNA. Lineage: Eukaryota; Metazoa; Arthropoda; Arachnida; Sarcoptiformes; Oppiidae. The record is from the annotation of a GenBank genome assembly.
CCAACCAUCGAUUGAAAGGAUGUCCGCAAUCAAGACGUUUCACCGAAAGACGAAGAAGGGAUCCGUUGUGAAAGUGGUUCGCGAACACUAUCUCCGCGAAGACAUCCAUUGCGGCCGCGAGUCGUGCGCCGACUGCCAGCCAUUCAAACAGUCUUCGGACAGUCCUUUCGCGCCGAAGGCCUACUUGAGUGACAGUCCGCGGGUCGGCGUCAGUGCAGUCACACCACUCGCCCACUAUGUGGUGCCCGACUUCGGUGUGGUCUACAGCCAACUCGAUGUCAUAAUCGACCCGUACUUCGGCUGCGAUAUAAUACUGAUGCAAACGGUUUGGGAUGAGAUCAAGAGAAACAUCACUAUCAAGAGAAACAUCACUGUCUUCUCGCAGAUCAAGCAAGUGAUGGCCGAAAAGCGGUUUUACGUUUUCCUCAAUGAAUACAAUAAAAACACGUUUAGUGAACGCGUUUUCGGCGAAUCCAUCGCCGAAUAUAAGCAACGGUUAGUGGUUUCGGCCGCGGAAUGGCUUCAAUCGCAUCUCAAAGACAUUCAAUUGGUUUUAAUCGUUAACUCAAAUGAAAUGAAGUUAAAGUCAGAGUCGAUUCAAUGCUUUCCUAUCGAUAAAUACGUGAAGAGUCUUAAAGAUAGCGUCAAUUUAGUGGACAAAUUGGCCGAUAUGUCCACCACUGGAGAGUACGCCAAAGAUAUCAAACUGAUCUUUGAUGAACACUUGGGUUUAGAUGCGAUCCAAUCGGGGAUCAAAUCGGGGACAUAUUUUCAGGGAAAGUAUUAUACGAAUCGAUUAAACUAUUUGGAGGGCUUUGUUAUGAUUGCGCGUAAUGGCGAAGAACUCAAUGUCUUAAUACAGGGAAGCCUUCGUAUCAAUCGUGCCAUUAGUGACGACAUCGUCGCCAUUGAAUUGUUGCCCGAAAGCGAGUGGACAUCGAAAUCAGAUGUUGUUUUAGAGGUGAACGAAGAUUUGGAAGAUAACGGAGACAAUCGUGAAGAUAGGGAAGAGAGCGUUAUCUUCAAGAAGGAGGACACCUCUACGAAGACGCCGAUGGGUCGAGUGGUGGGCAUAAUCAAGAGAAAUUGGAGACAGUAUUGCGGUGUUCUUCAUGAGCGCAAUGAGAAUUUGAACACAUCUUCGGUGUCCAGUCGUCACCUAGUUAUUCCGUUUGACCGGAAAAUCCCGUUUAUUCGGAUUGAAACGCGUCAAUACGAGCACUUGGAGCGCAUGAAAAUUGUGGUGGCGAUCGACUCGUGGCCGCGGGAUUCCAAGUAUCCAAAAGGACAUUACGUGCGGUGUGUGGGCGCCGCCGGAACCAAAGAGACCGAGACUGAAGUGAUUCUUCUGGAGAACGACAUCCCGCACAUGGAGUUCUCCAACGAUGUUAUGAAAUGUUUGCCAAAAGAGGGCCGCGAAUGGAAAGUAUCUGAAGAGGAUCUCGUGAAUCGAACCGAUUUGCGAGGCGAAGCCAUUUGUUCGGUGGAUCCGCCCGGUUGUACAGACAUCGAUGACGCUCUCCAUUGCAAAGACAUCGGUAACGGUCUCUUUGAAAUCGGUGUUCACAUCGCAGAUGUCUCUCAUUUUAUUAAACCGAAGACAGCUCUGGACAGAGAGGCGGCCGACAGGGGAACCAGUGUUUAUUUGGUCAAACAUCGCAUUGAUAUGAUUCCCACUCUCUUGAGUUCGGACUUGUGUUCACUGCGCGAAGACGUGGAUCGGCUGACGUUUAGUGUCAUUUGGACGCUCGACGCCAAGACCGCUGAGAUAAAGACCACAAAGUUUGUGAAGUCAGUGAUCAGAUCGCGAGCUUCUCUGACCUACAGGGAGGCGCAGAAUCGGAUCGAUUCGCCGCAUAUGAACGAUGAUGUGAGCCGUGGUUUGCGCGGACUCUUGCAAAUAUCCAAAAUCCUGAACCGUAAGCGCAUAGAAGGCGGAGCUCUAGUCCUCGCGAGCGCUAAUGAGAUUAGGUUCGUCGACACGGAUUCCGAAACGCAUGAGAACCCGAAUCCUGAGGAUCAGAAUCCUGAGAAAGGGCUUAAGAUUGAGGCCAAACAGAUCUAUGAGACGAACUCAAUGAUUGAAGAGUUCAUGUUAUUGGCCAACAUAUCGGUGGCCAAUAGGAUAUAUGAAGAGUUUCCGAGUUUAUCGCUAUUACGCCGUCACCCGAAGCCGAGUUCGUCCAACUUCGAGGAGCUGUUGGGUUGCGCCAAAAGCAAGGGAUAUAAUAUGGAUGUAUCGACCGGUAAAUCACUGGCGGAAAGUCUUAACAAAGCCAUUGAUCCGGAAAAUCCAUUUAUGAACUUAAUGUUCCGAAUGGUUACCACCAGAUGUAUGACUCAAGCGCUGUAUUUCUGUAGCGGUUCGCUGGCCGGCGACACAGAGGAAUUUGGCCACUAUGGUUUAGCGACGCCUAUAUAUACACACUUUACGUCUCCCAUCAGACGAUACGCCGAUCUUAUGGUUCACCGAUUGCUAAGUCAUGUGAUUGAAUACGAGGCCAUCGAUGCCUCACUUCUAAACCAGAAGAAAAUGCACGAACUCUGCGAACAAAUCAAUUUCCGCAACAAAAUGGCCCGACAGGCGAGCCGUUCCUCUAAUGAACUGCAUUCCCAUCUGAUUAUCAAAGACCACACCUCAAGUGGUGAACCCUUAGAAGAAGAGGGAUAUAUCAUAUAUGUUAAGAAGAAUGCACUUCAGAUAUUUAUACCACAUUUGGCCCUCGAAUUGACCUAUUUCUUAGAGCCCAAAGAGGACUGGAUCUACAAUGAGUUUGAGUUAACGCAACAGUAUUUGCCGUUGAAAUACACAAUCAAACUGUUUGAUAAGUUAAAGGUUCGCUUAUCUGUCAAUGAAAACGCGUUGUCUCUCAGAAGUAAACUCGUCAUUGAAUUAAUUGAACCGUUUUGUGUCGAAAAGCAACCAAAAGAGAAGUCUAAUAAGAAGUUAAAGAAAGUU